Molecule: messenger RNA, 352 nt
Organism: Penaeus vannamei (Pacific white shrimp)
Lineage: Eukaryota; Metazoa; Arthropoda; Malacostraca; Decapoda; Penaeidae
Source: the annotation of a RefSeq genome assembly
AUGAUCGUUUUAUUAAUCUCAAUUACAAUUACUUUAAUCAUUAGAGCUGUUGUUAUAAUUCUUGCUUCCCUUUUAGCAAAAAAAACCAUCAUAGACCGUGAAAAAAAUUCACCAUUCGAGUGCGGCUUUGAUCCUAAAGGAUCCGCCCGACUCCCUUUUUCUCUUCGGUUUUUCUUAAUUGCUGUUAUUUUUCUUAUUUUUGAUGUAGAAAUUACACUAUUACUACCUUUGGCUAUGAUCAUCAAUUUUUCAAAUAUUUCGGCCUGAGCCUUUACAGGAUUCGUAUUCAUCAUUAUUCUUCUUGUUGGAUUAUACCAUGAAUGAAACCAAGGAGCAUUAGAAUGAGCUUAUU